Acanthocheilonema viteae is the source of this 2031-nucleotide messenger RNA. Lineage: Eukaryota; Metazoa; Nematoda; Chromadorea; Rhabditida; Onchocercidae. The record is from the annotation of a GenBank genome assembly.
AUGUUACACAAUCGAGAAAAAUUCUUAUGGACAGAUGCAUUGCGUCUAACGCUUAUCAAAGAAAUCAAACGUCGUCCUUUAAUUUGGUCGUCCAAUUCGAAUAAUUUUAACGGUAUGACUGAUAAAGUAGCUUAUCAAAUCACCAAAAAAUUACAUGAAGUAUCCACUGGUAUCUGUGAAUUAACAGUAAAUCAUGUAAAAGACGAAUGGAAAGCCAUCAGUGGUGAAUGUGUUCGAGUUUUAGAUGUAAACAGUGAAUUGACACAAACGGAAUCGUCAAUUUGGCGUUUCAGUUAUGUGCUGAAAUUUAUGCUUUAUGCUGUAACACAUACAGAAGAAGGGAAUGCUUAUGUUCUACUCUAUGUUAAUAAGUUGAAAAUUUUCUGUGUAGUCGGUGAGAGCGAUAUUGUAGGCGUACUUUGGCCUUUUUCCAACGUAAGCGUUCAGAUUAAGGGAAAAGUUGAAAGAGCCAUGAUCAUCAAAGUGGGUCGACGUAAUGUUAUGAUUGCGAAAUGUAAACACGUAUCUACUUCUAUAAAUUCAUUUGUGAUAACGAAUGACAAGCUUACCGAAUCACAAAUGUUACCUAACAAAGUUGCGAUUCAGCCAGUGCAAUAUAGUGGUUCCCUUAUGAGAAAGGAUGAUCAGAUAGUAUACCAUGAUAGCGGAACAUAUUCCGAUAGAGAUGAUUCUGUAAAAAAUGCACCCUUAUCACUGCGCAUGCCAGAUGUUGGAGAAAGCAAACCAUUCUCAGCAUUGCAAUUGUUACUUCAGAACAGAACCUCACCGAAACAACCGUUAUUCUACGGUGUCCCCUCCUCAGCAUUAACUCAUAUUGAUUUUGAGUUAUACAAGAAGCCUACACAACUUCUUCCACAGUCUCAGCCAUCCGCCAGUUGCAAUCGACCCGUUCCGCAACCUAGCGUCAGAGUUCCACUUGCCGAAAAACGCAUUGAUACUGACCCAACUUUUCCGCUCGAAUAUUCUGGAGUUCCAAUUAGGAUCACAAAACAGAUAGAACACUUGAGUUAUCGUUGGGGCCCUUUACUUCGAUGCCUCACUAAUAUGCGUUUUGAAGCGGAUGGCUUGAGACGUAUGGCUGUUGCUAUUAAAAGAAAUAUUGAGAAGAACUUGAAAAUAAUUAUGACAUGCUUUGCUGAAAGUGAUUUUGCUAAGCUUGCUUCACAAGCUCAUUCUGGUCUUUCAAUUCCUUCACGCUAUAUAGCAUAUGAAAAAGGGAUGAAGUCAGUGUUGGUGCAAACGGAUGAAGCUUUUAGUAAAGAAGACAAUUUUGUCUAUAUCGGAAAGGUUUAUGAUGAUGAGGUUUACAGAUAUUGUCCCAGAGAGAUUGUUCAUCACCUGGUGGCUACUUCUUCUCAUCCAACAGCAUUUGUUCGACGUCUUGCGCGACAUAUUUUUACACGUGAAGAGAUCAGCAUGCUAUUUUCCGAAAAUGUGAACAUGAGUCAAAUGGAGCGGAUUCGAUGGAUGGAAAUUAUAACAUCUAUAUGUUAUCCGCGCAAAAAAUUGUCAUCAAUGCAUAAAAGCUGUAUACAAGCAUUGUCUGGAUUGGCUGAUUACGAAAAUUUAUUGUUGGAAUUAGAAAAAGAGAACCACAGUAUUGAUAGUUCAGAGGAAGACAGUGUUCCUGCAAAGCGAAUCCGUUCGGAUGAUGCAUGUUCAUCAACAUAUGAGCAGCGAAAUGAAAAAAGGAAACUACAAGAUUAUUUGUUGCCUCAAACUCUGUCUCGUAUAAAACGACAACAACCAAAUGCCGAAGGAUUUGCUGUUAAAGUUGCUAUCUUAUUAUAUACGGGUGAUGAUGAUAUCCAGAAGCCAUGUAAGCAAAAAAGGGACCAGGCAAAGCUGAUCUGGCUGAAGGAAAAGGUACAGGAAUUUUAUCCGAUGGAUACGGUGAGAAAUGUAAGUUAUCAAUGGAGUCGAUGUCUUGAUGCAUUGGAUACUCAUGCAAAUAAACUAAGGAAUAUGCCUUUUGAUGAAUAUGAUUCGAGCGACGAAUUCGAAUAUUAG